UCUGUUAUUAUUUUUUGUUGUGUGACCUUUUUUUUUUGUUGUGCUUUGAUUGGUGACUGGCUUGGCAGUGGCAGAGAUACAUAGUACAUACGGCAGAGAGAUACAAGAUACAAUGUACUCGUACUCAAAGCAAUGGGUCAUCAUCCAUGAGGCCUGAGCAGCGCGUCAAUCGCUGCUAGCUGUAGAUACUCGUAUGGCCUGCCACUUGUUGCAUGCAGCACUCAUGAUGCAACAGGAAGAGCAGCAGCAGCAACAGCAGCCACAGCAACAGCCACAACGAACUCGAUUCAAGUCUGCAGCUUGCCACUCAUACGCCAUGUGGGCGAGGGGCGUCAAUCGGAGGAUGUUGCAACAGCAGCCAGCCAGAAAAACAGCCGCAACAGCCACAUUAGCCCAUGGCCAAGGCUAGGGCACACACACCCACACCGACACCCGCAAUAACUGCAUUCAAAAGCAACAGCAACUGCAACUGCAACCGCAACAAGAAACAGCUUCAAAAAGUUGAAGAAUUUUUGCUGAACUUAACGAAAAGCAACGCAAAAUGUCUGAGUCACGCCGUCAGUCGGUGAACUUACGGGCGAUGCCCCCGGGCGUUCUAGUCAACGAUAGCCGGGCCAACUCCACCGAUGACAUACAGAUCGCUCUGGCCCCCCACAUCCAGACGUAUCUGAGCCAGACCGGGCGCCGGCACUCGUGCUGCAGCGUCAUGCUGCCGGUGGCCUUCGAGCGGGCCGCCGCCAAGUCCUGGCUGGAUCCCAAGUUCGACUCCCCCGUCCUCGAGGAGCAGUACCAGGCCAGUGUCUUUCCCCACGUUCGCAUGCGAUACAGGUUCACCCUCUCGUACAUCCUGCUCUGCUCGCUGGCGUGGUGUCUGUACUUCGUGGUGGACGGCGGAUCGGAGGACUUCUGGCGGCCCAUCUCCAGCUCGUUCUCGAUGCUGUCCCUGAUCACGAUCAUGGCGCUGUGCUUCACCCACUGGGACCUCUACAGGGAGCACCGGACGCUGACCUCGGCGGUCACCGCGAUGCUGCUGUGCGGCGCCUCGCUGGCCUUCCUCACGUACACGGGCCGGGCCUUCAGUCCGCUGGGCCACUUCGCCAUCUGCCUGGAGAUCGUGCUGCUGAUCUACACGGCCCUGCCCAUGCCGCUGUGGGUGGGGGCGGUCAUUGCCAUCUUCUACUCGAUCGCCUUCGAGCUCGUCUCCCACAUGGUCAUCGGGUGCAGUGCCAUACACGGGGGGGCCGGAGCGGUGGACAGCAGCGACCCCAGCCACAAGAUACUCAUACUGCGGAUCAUGGCCCAUCUGAGCGUGCACCUGGUGGGCGUGCACGUGCUCGUGAUGAACCUGGUCCGGAUGCGGGGCACCUUCAUGAAGGUCGGACAGAAUCUGCUCGUGCGCCGCCAGCUGGAGAUGGAGAAGCAGCUCAAGGAGAAGAUGAUACACUCGGUGAUGCCGCCCAAGGUGGCGGACAUGCUGCUCAACGAGGGCGGCAGCGCCGGCCUGGACUCCGGCGGCAUGCCCCCCGAGUCGCACUACAUGCGGCCGCGGGCCUCCAACGACGUGAAGUCCCUGUUCCGGCCCUUCCACAUGCACAGCAUGGAGAACGUGAGCAUCCUGUUCGCGGACAUCGUCGGCUUCACUCGCAUGUCCUCCACCAAGACGGCCGAGCAGCUGGUCGAGAUCCUCAACGACCUGUUCGAGCGCUUCGACGACCUCUGCUCCCUGAGCGGCUGCGAGAAGAUCUCCACCCUGGGCGACUGCUACUACUGCGUCUCCGGCUGCCCCGAGCCCCGUGCCGACCACGCCAUCUGCUGCGUGGAGAUGGGUCUCGGCAUGAUCGAUGCCAUGCGCUGCUUCGACGCCCAGCGCCACGAGGGCGUCAAGAUGCGGGUCGGCGUCCACACCGGCACCGUUCUCUGCGGCAUCGUUGGCACGCGCCGCGUCAAGUUCGACGUGUGGAGCAACGACGUCAGCCUGGCCAACAAAAUGGAGUCCUCGGGCAAGCCGGAGCAGGUUCACAUCUCGCAGGAGACGUCGAGCUUUCUGGGCGACAACUACUACCUGGAGGAGGGCGAGGAGGUCUUCGGUCACCGCACCUACUUCGUGGUGGGGCGCCGAAGCGACUUCUCCAGAACGAACAGCUUGAGUCCCAGCAUGCCGGCCAAUGCCAUUGGGGGCAGCUCCCUGCUGCUGCCCGGUGGCCAUGCCGGCUCCCUGUCGCAGAGCGCGACCAACAUCUCGGCGGUGCAGCCGCAAGUGCCGCCCGCCUCGCCGGUGGGGCAGCUCUCCAACUCGCUGAACCCCUCGCCCGUGCUGUCCAUCCGCCCGCGGCUCACCUCGCUGAGCAUGAAGCUGCGCAAGAAGUCGCAGAGCCACAGCCGGGAGCGGGACAUCGAGCGGGGCAUCGGCAUCAUGCACCCGGCGGCCAGCGGCAUACCGCCAGUCAUUGUGGUGCGGGAGCGGCCGAAGAUCAUCAUCACCACCAAGUCGCUGCCGGGCAGCCUCGACUCCGACGAUCAGCCGUCCUCGCCCACUCCCCCACCUCCGCCACCGCCGCCCCCGCCACCGCCACCGGCCAAGAGCCGGCUGAUGGUGUGGAAGGUGCCGCGCUUCCUCAAGCGCUUCGAGGAGCUGGCCAGUCGCGGCAGCUGCAGCGGCAGCGGCAGCCAAACUCAGCCAGAGAAGGAGGAUCCCCAGUACCUGCAGCACCUCCAUCAUCCCCAUGCCCUAGCCCAUGGCCAUCCGCCCGAGGAGACCCUGGCCUUCAUGGAUGUCGCUGCACAGAACGGGAACGGAACCGGAACCGGAACCGGCUGCGUCUAUCAGCAGCUGCCCGUCCUGGUGGAGGCCACCUACAGCGGCAGCCGGCUGGGCCACCAGACCCUGGACAUACCGUCCGCGUCCCGGCCCAUGCUGCACCACGCGGCCACCUCCACGGCCCUGGCCAGCAGCGUGCUCCGCUCCCCAGAAGGACUCUCGGCCAUGGCAGGCUCCAGCGCGGGGGGAGCGGGCUGCUGCUCGCCCGGACAGUACUCCAUGUACGACGACAUCAUCGAUGUGCGCUCCUACAUCAGCCAGUCGCGCAGCGACAUCUCGCCCUUCGGCCGCUCCGGCAGCUAUCGGAGCCAGUGCGGCCGCCAGUCCACCAGCGGCGGCACUGUGCUCCCCAUGGAGCAGUCGCCCCUGCCCCGGCCACGGGCCUCCACCCUGGCCACAGGCAGGCCACCGGUCGUCGGUACGGCUGGGGCUGGGACUGGGACUGGGACUGGGGUGGGGGCCACCAUCGAACCCAGCACCUCCAGCACCAGUGGCAACGUCCAGCCCAGUCCCUGCUGCCUGCCCGCCCCGCUGGCCGGGGGCGGCCACUCGCGCAACUCGAGCAUCUGUCCGUCGGCCACCUCGCGCAAGGAUUCGGGCAUCAAGAGCAACUCGCGCCGCUCCUCCAUCCAGCAGCAGAUCUACGCCCUCAACCAGUCGGCCAUCAGCCAGCACCGCGUCUCCGGCUACUUCACCAGCUCCACCUCGAGCAUCUCGAAUUUGAAUGACAUGCAGGGCCUGCCCCUGCCCAUGCCCCUCCCCCUGCCGCUGGGCAUCCCGAUGCCCAUGGUGGUGCCGCAGCCGCCCCCGCCGGCGCUGCCGCUGCUGAUGCAGCCGUGCUCCUCCCAGAUGAUGGGCGACCCGCUGGCCGCCUGCCUGCAGCAGCUGCGCAAGCAGUCGGACCUCCAGCUGAUCCGCUGCGUGCGGGACAACGCCAGGUCGCAGCGGAGCUACCUGGUGAAGCCGCCGCUGCGCGGCUUCAGCCUGUACUUCAAGUCGCGCCAGCUGGAGCGCGACUUCCGCUCCAAGGCGCACCGGUUCGGGGCCGAGAACGAGACCGAGGGACCCCCCACACUGGCCACGCCCCGCUACAACACCUACAUCGACAUCUUCGUGGGCAUCGCCGUCUACCUCUGCAUCUCGGUGUCCCUCUUCCUGAUGACCCAGAACACGGUCACGCCCAGCUUCCGGCUCUGGGUGACGCUCUUCUCCUGCUUCACGGCCAUCCAGGUCUUCGCCCUCUUCCUGUUCACGCGGCAGAUGUGUCGCCGGCAUGGCACCGGCAGGGCCAGCAGCAGCAGCCGCUUCCGUCUACGCUCCAAGUCGACCACCAGCGAGGAUAUCGACGGGGAUAGGGAUGGAGAUGGACGUGGACGUGGAGAUGUUGAGGCGGGCCUGAGGAGGGGCGGCAGCAGGAGGGGGCCCCAGUUCCGGUCGUGUGCGGACCGCAUCUUCGAGGCCAUCUCCAGCUGGUAUCCGUGGCACAUAUGCCUGGCCGUGCUGAUGGCCAUGCCCGUGCUGCUGAUCAUCGCCAACUUCCUGCUGCUGGACCUGGAGCAGCUGGAGGCCUUCGAGUACCACUACGGCUUCCUCAUCUUCGUGUGCAUUGUGCACUUCUGCAACUUCACGCAGCUCAACUGCUGGGUGCGCAACAUCCUGGCCUUCAUGGCCGCCCUGUGCUUCAUCGGGAUCGCCGUGUCGCAGCUGAUGGUCUACUCGAGCCGCAGCGACCAGGCCGACUCGGAGGAGGAGGUGCAGUCUCAGGAGGAGGCAGGCAGCUCUGGCUCCGGCUCCUCGUACAUCUUUGAGGAGAUCAAGUGGUUCCACGACUACCACGUGGAGAUCUACCUGGACCUGCUGCUCAUCCUGGUGCUCGUGUGGUUCCUCAAUCGCGAAUUCGAGAUCGGCUAUCGGCUGACCUUCUACGGGAACGCGGUGGCCAACCAGGACAAGGUGCGCGUCCAGAACAUGAAGAACCAGGCGGACAUGCUGCUGCACAACAUCAUUCCCAAGCACGUGGCCGAGCACCUGAAGAACACGGCCAAGUACUCGGAGAACCACCACAACAUCGCCAUCAUCUUCGCCUCCAUCGUCAACUUCAACGAGAUGUACGACGAGAGCUAUCUGGGCGGCAAGGAGUUCCUGCGCGUCCUCAACGAGCUGAUCGGGGACUUCGACGAGCUGCUGUCCCGUCCCGAGUUCCGGGCCGUCGAGAAGAUCAAGACCAUUGGGUCCACAUUCAUGGCAGCCAGCGGGCUGGAUCCCUCGCACCGAGGCUCCGGCGAUGAGCACAUCCACACACUCAUGGAGUUCUCCAUUGCCAUGCAGGAGGUGGUGGACGCCUUCAACAAGGAUCUGCUCGAGUUCAACCUCAUCCUGCGCAUCGGCAUGAACAUUGGCGAUGUGACGGCGGGAGUGAUAGGCACCAGCAAGCUGUACUACGACAUCUGGGGCGACGCCGUCAACGUGGCCUCGCGCAUGGACUCCACGGGUCUGCCGAACCGCAUCCAGGUGGGCAAGGACUGUCUGCCGUUCCUCACCGCUCGCUACGACUUCGAGCCCCGCGGCAGCGUUUAUGUCAAGGGCAAGGACCACAUGGAGGUCUUUCUCUACACGGAUCGCCGCAAGAGCCAGCUUCCAGACGAGGCUCUGCCAGCGAGGCAGCAAGCACAGCUGGAUGAUGAGGAUAAGCAGCAGCUGCAGCAGCAGCUAAAGGACAAUGGGGGCGAGCGGGAGCAGGAGCAGGAGCAUGAGCGUGAGCAGGAUAAGAAGGAGGUUGAGGUUGAUGAUGAUGAUGAUGAGGAGGAGGAGUUUCAGUCGAGCGAGACCACAACGCUCUUCAAGUCGCAGGAGUCAAUACAGCCAAAUGGCGGCAACUACUUCACGACGACGACAACGGCCACGGUAACGCUAACGUUAACGAGCCCGCCAUCCUCCCCGACAGUGGAACCGUAGACAGUGACGAGCGCGGACGACUCUUGGCAGCAAGCACUUGAAAAAUGGUUUCAAAAUUGCAUUUAAUGAAUCUACAAGGCCAAGGAAGCAGCAGCAGCAGGAGCAGAAGCAGAAGCAGGAGUGGUGUGGUGUGGUGUGGAAUGAGCAGCUGCAUGCCAAGAAGGAGCUUAGUCCAAGGGUGCUAACGUCAGACAAAUGGCUGAAAGGGUUGGUGUUGGAGUUCGGUUUUCCAAAUAGAAGAGCGCGGGGUGGGCAGGGGGGUUUUCGAACUGCGGGUUGGGGGUUUCCGGAUAAAGAAGGACAAACCAUGAUUUUGUGAUAUGUAUGUAACUAAAAGAAUAUGAAUAUGAAUA
Molecule: messenger RNA, 6126 nt
Organism: Drosophila obscura
Lineage: Eukaryota; Metazoa; Arthropoda; Insecta; Diptera; Drosophilidae
Gene: Ac13E
Product: adenylate cyclase type 9
Exons: 6
Coding region: 542-5773 (1743 amino acids)
Biological process (GO): cyclic nucleotide biosynthetic process; intracellular signal transduction; adenylate cyclase-activating G protein-coupled receptor signaling pathway
Molecular function (GO): adenylate cyclase activity
Source: RefSeq, a predicted model, not a curated record